AGCUCCAUCCAGUGCUGUGAACUGGAGCAUUUGCGCAGAUAGUCUGCGCUGCCUUCUACAGACGCACGGUACUUCACCCAGGGAAGUUUGGUGUUGCCCGGCUGCUGCGUAAUCCGUCUGUAAAGUGUCUGCAAGGAGCAGGUCGACCACCGCUGCCUACCAGACUCAGCAUCAGGGACUGAACAUGGUGAUCAAAGUGUACAUAGCAUCGUCCUCUGGAUCCACUUCGAUUAAGAAGCAGCAGACGGAUGUGUUGGGUUUCCUGGCGGUCAAUAAGAUUGAAUUUGAGGAGUGUGACAUUGCAGCCAACGAGGUGAACAGGAAGUGGAUGAGAGAGAAUGUUCCGGAGGAGUGCCGGCCACCUACAGGGAACCCUCUCCCUCCACAGAUAUUCAACGAAUGCCAGUAUUGUGGGAACUAUCAAGCCUUCUUCGAUGCCAGAGAGGACAAUGCUGUGUAUGCGUUUCUGGGUCUGACUGCUCCCCCGGGCUCAAAGGAAGCUGAGGCUCUAGCAAAGAAAGCACAGCAGUAGCCGUUUUACACCCAUCCUACCUGAGACCUCAGGCCUAGACCUUUCCCCAGACCUGGACCCAGACUGACCUGAACCCGAUCCAGGAAAAAAGAGAAAAGAUUUUCCUCAGCUUAUGAAUAUGUGUACGGUUUUGUUUAACUUUAAAAAAUUUUUUUUUUUUUUAAAUCUAUGUUCAGUUGUGCCUUGCCAGCUGUCGUGGAUGGAGGUACUACACCAGAGCAUUAUGGGUAAUUCUUAGCUGCUCUGCUUCCUCCUGUUAACCUCAGCCUGCCAGUCCUAUUGGCCCGAUGACUUGUCAGUCAUCCAUUAGCAUUGCUGUGUAGUCUCACCCAACAGACACGACAAACUCUGCACACUUUGAAAAUUCAAACCAAUGUCUGUCAUUUAGCCAGCAGAAUAUAAUCUAUGUGUGAAAAAUGCAUCAUCUUCAUCCCAAUCUUUCAAUCCAACAUUUAGCAAAAGUUUUAUCUGUUGAAUCCUGGAAACAUUAAGUCACAUGCUGUGCUCCUGCCGUUCAUAUAAUCAUCAAAACUGCAGCACCUUCUUUAACUUUUACAAUUCCUUACUCUAUGUUUUUAUUUACCUUUUGUUGUCUUAAUGCUAUUUUAAUGGCAAACUUUUUAUACAAAAUGAUGGAUGUUUAGAAAUCAUAGUAAAAGCCAAAUUAAAAUCCUGAAAAUGAUUUAAAAGUGACAUUUUUGUUUGCUGUAAUUGUUUAUAGAGGAGAGCGACAGCUCUUUCCUUUAGCUAAAAGCAUCCCGUUUUUCAUUGUGUUGGUAAUUCCUGUCUUGCAUAACUUGAUACCUUCCCUUAAAUAGAAUUAAAACAAGACUGCAAAUAAAUUGCAAUCAUUGUCAGCACACUGUGUUGUUUGUCAUGGAACAAGAGUCAAACUAAAUUGGACUGAAAUCUGCCUUCUCAUUAUAUACAGCGGUUUUUUUAAUGCACAAUAAAUGAUAUUAAGUUUA
Messenger RNA from Cheilinus undulatus (humphead wrasse), 1500 nucleotides. RefSeq names its product SH3 domain binding glutamate-rich protein like (gene sh3bgrl). The transcript is spliced from 4 exons. Lineage: Eukaryota; Metazoa; Chordata; Actinopteri; Labriformes; Labridae. The record is from RefSeq and is a predicted model, not a curated record. Gene Ontology annotation, cellular component: cytoplasm. The coding region runs from base 185 to 532 and encodes 115 amino acids.